This is a messenger RNA of Penicillium pulvis, 2049 nucleotides long. Its product is annotated as sodium:solute symporter family protein. Gene Ontology annotation, biological process: spermidine transport; urea transmembrane transport; putrescine transport. Gene Ontology annotation, cellular component: plasma membrane. Gene Ontology annotation, molecular function: putrescine transmembrane transporter activity; spermidine transmembrane transporter activity; urea transmembrane transporter activity. The coding region runs from base 1 to 2049 and encodes 682 amino acids. The record is from RefSeq and is a predicted model, not a curated record. The transcript is spliced from 3 exons. Lineage: Eukaryota; Fungi; Ascomycota; Eurotiomycetes; Eurotiales; Aspergillaceae.
AUGUCGACUGGCACAGUUACCUUCACGGCGCCCUUGUCCCAGGGAUUCGGAUAUGGUAUUAUCCUGGGUCUUGGGUUUGCCUUUGCUCUUCUCAUGAUCUUUAUUACCUGGGCUUUAAAGCGAUACCAGAAUGAAGUUCAAACUUCCGAAAUGUUCUCGACUGCAGGCCGCUCCGUUAAGUCCGGUCUUGUCGCUGCUGCAGUAGUAAGCAGUUGGACAUGGGCAGCAACACUCCUCCAAUCUUCGGCAGUAGCAUACAAAUACGGUGUCUCAGGUCCAUUCUUCUAUGCAUCCGGUGCAACAGUUCAAAUCCUCCUUUUCGCAACGAUCGCCAUCGAGUUGAAAAGACGAGCCCCCAAUGCGCACACGUUCCUCGAAGUUAUUCGCGCACGCUACGGCACAACGGUCCACGUUGUCUUCAUCGUCUUCUGUCUGAUGACCAACAUCCUUGUCACAGCUAUGCUGUUGACUGGUGGAUCUGCAGUCAUGACAUCCUUGACUGGAGUCUCCACUACCGCCGCUUGUUACCUGCUCCCUAUCGGUGUUGUUCUGUAUACCCUUUUCGGUGGUAUCAAGGCGACUUUCAUUACCGAUUAUAUGCACACUGUUGUCAUUCUGGUCGUCAUCUUCCUCUUUGCGUUCUCAGCUUACGCGACUAACGCUGAGCUGGGCUCGCCUAGCGCAGUCUAUGAUGCCCUCGUUAAGGCUGCAAAGCAGCACCCUGUUGAGGGCAAUGCCGAGGGCAGCUACCUGACUAUGCGAUCGAAGGAGGGUGGUAUCUUCUGGAUCAUUAACUUGAUCGGUAACUUUGGAACUGUCUUCCUCGACAACGGUUACUACAACAAGGCUAUUGCUGCAAGCCCCGUCCACGCUUUCCCCGGCUACGUUAUCGGCGGUCUCUGUUGGUUCGCCAUUCCCUGGCUCUGCGCUACCACCCUGGGAAUCUCAGCUCUCGCUCUUGAAGGCAACGCCCGCCUUAGCAGCGACGACGUCACAGCCGGUCUCGUCCUCCCCUUCGCAGCCGUCAAGCUCCUCGGAUACAGUGGCGCAGUCGCAACAACCCUCAUGAUCUUCAUGGCCGUGACUUCCGCCUUCUCAGCACAGCUCAUCGCCGUGUCGUCGAUCUUCACCUACGAUAUCUACCAGGCUUACAUCAACCCGCAAGCCAAGGGCAAGCGCCUCGUCUGGGUCUCGCACAUGUCCUGUAUCGUCUACUCUAUCAUCAUGGCUAGCUUCGCCACCGGUCUCUACUACGCCGGUAUCGGUAUGGGCUACCUGUACCUACUCAUGGGUGUUAUCAUCUCUUCUGCCGUGUUCCCCGGUGCCAUGACCUUGCUCUGGAAGGGCCAGAACUGGAUUGCAGCUGCUGUGUCUCCUCCCCUUGGAUUGGCUAUUUCCUUGAUUGCUUGGCUGGUGACUGCCUCGAAGCAAUAUGGUGUUUUGACUGUGACUACCACCGGUGACAACUACCCCAUGCUAGCGGGUAACGUCGCCGCUCUCCUCAGCCCUGUCAUCAUCUCCCCCGUCCUUACUCUAAUCUUCGGCUCUCAAAACUACGACUACGUGUCCAUGCGCCAAAUCCGCAGGGUGGACGACUCGGAAGUUGCCGCAGACGCACACGUCGACAUUGAGCUUGUUCCUGGUGAACAUGGACCCAGUGAUACUGAGAACGAAGAGGAAAUUCGCAAACUCAACAAAGCCGCUCUCUACUCCCGCACAUUGACCGUUUUCAUGGCCUUCGCCAUGCUGAUCCUCUGGCCGAUCCCGAUGUACGGUACCUCGUAUGUCUUCAGCAAGAAGUUCUUCACUGGCUGGGUUGUUGUCGGUAUCCUAUGGCUGUUCUGCACACUGUUUGGUGUCGUUGUGUUCCCGCUUUACGAGGGACGUGAGAGUAUUGUGCGCGUUGUUCGGAUGAUGGCCAAUGAUGCUAUGGGCGUAAGGCCUGCCGUUUACCGGGGAAGGAAGGCGGAUGAGAUGCAGGCUUCUGGGGUUGCGACGCCGACAGAGGCUAUUGGGGAGAAGGCUAAGGAGGCAGAGUCCUCAGCUUAG